Molecule: messenger RNA, 1515 nt
Organism: Humulus lupulus (European hop)
Lineage: Eukaryota; Viridiplantae; Streptophyta; Magnoliopsida; Rosales; Cannabaceae
Product: protein ELC
Exons: 2
Coding region: 232-1275 (347 amino acids)
Biological process (GO): endosome to lysosome transport; protein transport; protein modification process
Cellular component (GO): ESCRT I complex
Molecular function (GO): ubiquitin binding
Source: RefSeq, a predicted model, not a curated record
UUCUCAUUGACUCAUCUUUUUUUUUGUUGUUGUUGAUAAUUUGACUCAAUUAUGAUAUUUCUUUAUUAUUCUAGAAUUGAUAUUUUAGACUGAUAGAUAUAGUUCAAAUAAUUAAAACAUUAAAUUUAUAAUGAUUUAGAAUUAAACCAUUAUUAUUAAUAUCUUCAUGAAGUUUUUAUCUGCUCAUAUAAGUAUAUUAGUGAGAAAGUGUCUUUCCUAUUUCCCAUUUUCAUGGCAUCACCUACUAAAAUCCAAUUCAUUGAACAAGCUCUCUCUUCUGAUAGCCCUUUCAACCUCUCUUAUUUAGACCCAAACCAAAAAUGGAUGAUCCGAAAUCACCUCCUUUCGUUUCUCCAAGACUUUCCCACUUUCACUCCCAACUUUGGCAGCUAUGUCCACAACAACGGCAUGGCCGUCAACCUCUUAUGCGUCACCGGAGAACUCCAUAUCUCUGCUAACACACCUCUCGUUCCGAUCACAAUCUGGAUCCACGAAAACCACCCUUUCAUGGCGCCACUCGUCAUCGUCUCCCCAAACUACGGCAACCCAAUUCGCAGGGACCACCCUUUCGUCUAUCUCUCCGGCUCUACCACCUGCCCUUACCUCCAGACAUGGGCUCACCCCAGGUGCUCUCUCUCGAUCCUCAUCCGAAACCUCACAAGACUUUUCACCCACGACCAUCCCUUAACACCCUCGCCGGAGCCGGCAACGGUCUUAGGGAGCGGCGGAAGCUCUAAUUUCACACACCCUUCGAGGGUCUCGAAGCGCGAGGCGCUUGAUCGACUCGCCGGGGCUGCUUACUACGACGUGGCGAAGUUUAAGGCGCGAGCUAAGCGUGAGAUCGAGGAGCUGAGGAAGUUGAGAGCGGAAAUGACGAAGAGGGUCGAGUUUGGUGAGCGAAUGGUUGGUGCGUUAGAAAGAGAGAAGGAGGAUUUGAAGAACAGAGCUACGGAGUUUGCGGAGCAAGCGGAUGUUGUGACGAACUGGCUGAGAUUUAAUGACCGGGAGGAGUUGGUGGCGGCGAUCACCGGCGAUGAAAUUGAGAAAGCUUUCGAGAGUGUUGAGCCGGAACACUCUGAUUCGGUUUUGGAGUACUUGGCUUGUGAUAAAGCGAUUGAGGAUACGAUUUAUGCGAUGGAUAAGGCGAUUGAAAUGGGAGUGGUGAGCUUCGAAAGCUAUGUUAAGCAGAUCAGAAGCUUGGCCAGAGAGCAGUUUUAUAAAAGAGCUUUGCUGGUCAAAUUCAGAGGUUCUAAUGUGCUGCAAUGGACUAACUGAUCAAAUUAAUUGUAUCAGGAAGAAGGAAAGGAGCUGUGACGCUUGAACGGUGGAAAUUUGAGUACUAAAAGAUUGUUCAUACAUGGAUUAAACUAAAACAAUUCAUAUGAUUAACUAAUUUAAUAUCCUGUAAAAGUUAAUGUAAGGUGUUCCUAAUUUAGGACCGUUACACUAUGUACUUUAAACAGUGUUAGACUUGCUAAUUAAGUCAUUUUAUUAUAAACGUAUAACUAAGGUUAA